CUGUGUUAAAGUUUCUUUUCAUAGUUUUUAGUAAGUGUUUGCGUAACAAACUUGUACGUAAUACAUGGCGUAACGAAAACUUUACGUUGGUAACAGAAAGCCAACAAAUAAGUUGAUAUAUUACUGAUAGUAUUAUUAAUAAAGAUGAGCACUUCAAACAACCGUGGACCCACUGGUAAUGGAGCCGGAAGAGCUGGCAAUGAAGACGAUGAUUUAGACGAAGAUGAAAAGAAUUACGUAUCAUCUUGGUACAAACAAACACAAGACCGAAUGGAAUUCCCGAAGGUCAAAGCUGUCAUUGCCGCGCAAAGAUUCAAAAAUCUGUUGGCAAAACCGAAGCAGCAGCCGGAACCAAGUCCAGAACCCUCCCCUGAGCCUUCACCGGAACCAAGUCCAGAACCCUCCCCUGAGCCCUCGCCGGAGCCGACCCGAGAACCAACUCCUCAACCGGUUCGGGAACCAACUCCUCAACCGGUUCGGGAACCAACUCCUCAACCGGUUCGGGAACCAACACCGGAACCCGAGCCUACGCCAACUCCCCCUCCCCAACCAGUGGUUGUGAAAGUCCCGAAGAAGAAGAAGAAGAAGAAGCCACAGAAGCGGAUGCCAAAAGAACCGGCUGAUUCACGGGAAAAUUUGAGAUAUAUUGAGCCAUUUAAACCAAAGUUGAAGAAACGACCAAAUGAGGUCUCAGAGGCUGCCAGGCUGCAACAUCUGGAGAAGUGGCAGGUCGACUUUGCCACCCGAUUCCUAGAUGCAUCCUGGGGAGACCCCUACUUUGCGCGGUCAGUGAUGCUGGACAUGAACAAGAAGAUAAGGACGAGGCAGUACGACAUAGACAGGAACAAGAGACACAUUCUGGAGAUGCAGAAGGACCACCAGGUCAUGCGGGACUACGUGAGGGAGUUGGAGGCCAGAAACACAGACCUCAAAAACAACUACAUCAGAGGGGUUCCUAUUCCUUCUGAGCCGCUUCCGCCGGUACCUUUGGAGUCCCUGAGCUACGAGGAGAGGAGGGGCGUGGAGAAUAGACUGUCUCUGGUAGAUGACAUCCAGACUCUGAGAGAGAAACAGUUCAUAGACGUCGAAGUCCUCCGAGACUACUCCCGGAGACUAGGUGGACACCUUAGCAGACCGGACAUGGAGGCCAUACGUUACUUCGUGCCCACCCACUCCAGAUUUGAGAACCCACAAAUGGACGAUUUCUACGAGGACCUGAAAGAGAAGUACUUCCUUCUUCAGGCCACAGUGGACAAACAGAAGCAAACUUUGGAUAGUAUGGAGGGGAGGAUGAAGGCCAAUGACGUCAUAGGGAAGAGACAGUUGGACAAGAUAGCAGAGGCACAUCACAGGGAUACAAUUCUUUUCAACGACAGGAUGGCACGAUAUAUGGACGCCAGGAAGCAUGACCCUGUUCUGGACUACUACCAGAACUACAGAUCCCUUCUGGAAGAUCCCCGGCUGGAGGCCAUGAGAGAGGCCAAGUACACAGAGGGAUACAGGAAGUCGAAGUUGAAAAACAGAAUAGACGAACUGGACAGAGAAAUUACCAACUACAGAAGAUCACACAUUCUAAAUAGAACCAAGUAGAUCACGGGUAUUUUCUGGUAUACUGCCCGUAGCUAGAAGCACGUUAAAUGAUUUUCCUUCGUUUC
Messenger RNA from Symsagittifera roscoffensis, 1655 nucleotides. RefSeq lists its product as uncharacterized. The transcript is spliced from 8 exons. The record is from RefSeq and is a predicted model, not a curated record. The coding region runs from base 145 to 1590 and encodes 481 amino acids. NCBI's taxonomy places the organism in Eukaryota, Metazoa, Xenacoelomorpha, Acoela, Convolutidae.